UCACCAGGUCCUGGACAGAGAUUCCCCACCGGUACCCUGCGAUCUCUGAGGAACACUGACAGGGGAGAGGUCUGUAUCAUGCUGCUUUGUAUCUGCAUAGCAGAGCAAUACAAAGCAGCAGGUUUCCCUAGUAAAACAGCAUGCAGCACGUAAUGUGAAACACACACAGCCCACAAUUAACCCUUUGAUCGCCCCAGAUGUUAACCCCUUCCUGCCCAGUGCUUUUUAUUAGCACUGAUCACUGUAUUAGUGUCAUUGGGAAUGUCAGUGGCAGUUAGUCAGUUCCCCCCGAGUGUCAGAAUGCCCCCCGCAGUCCUGCAAU
This is a messenger RNA of Staurois parvus, 322 nucleotides long. Lineage: Eukaryota; Metazoa; Chordata; Amphibia; Anura; Ranidae. The record is from the annotation of a GenBank genome assembly.